Ictalurus punctatus (channel catfish) is the source of this 505-nucleotide messenger RNA. It is a transcript of the gene ndufc1, whose product is annotated as NADH:ubiquinone oxidoreductase subunit C1. Gene Ontology annotation, cellular component: mitochondrion. NCBI's taxonomy places the organism in Eukaryota, Metazoa, Chordata, Actinopteri, Siluriformes, Ictaluridae. The transcript is spliced from 5 exons. Bases 92 to 409 code for a protein of 105 amino acids. The record is from RefSeq and is a predicted model, not a curated record.
AUUGCUCUGUGUGUGUUUGAGUGUCCGUUCAGGCGAGUGUAACCGAACUCUGAUCUAAUCGAGCGGCGUGUCCUCUUGUUUCUGUGGCAAAAUGCCUCUCGGUCGGUUAUUACUCCGAACUACAACUUUAAACAAAAGAGUCUCCAGUGUCAGAGUGAAGGGACCACUGUUAAAGCUGCUUCAGGGUGGUGACCGGAUGUCUGCUUCACAUCAGAACCCCAGCGUUGAUUAUUUUCCCUCUAACAUCGUGAGCAGAAAUGCUUUCACCGCAACCAAGCCGGAUCCUUCUAAACCGAACAUGCUGCGAGUGGGUCUAGCUUUCGGGACCACAGUUCUCCUGUGGGCGAUGCUCUUCAAAACGCACCGGAGUGACGUGCAGGAAUACAAAGCAAGAAAAGGACUGGAGUAAUAAGUCGUAACGUAUUGUAUUUUCCUGUACAUGUGUGCUUCACUGCUUUGGUGUCAUCUAUAAUUAUGUAUAAUAAAGAUGUGUACGUGUUCAUUA